This is a messenger RNA of Meriones unguiculatus (Mongolian gerbil), 2729 nucleotides long. It is a transcript of the gene Rnaseh2c, whose product is annotated as ribonuclease H2 subunit C. Gene Ontology annotation, biological process: RNA catabolic process. The transcript has 4 exons. Gene Ontology annotation, cellular component: ribonuclease H2 complex. Bases 192 to 692 code for a protein of 166 amino acids. Lineage: Eukaryota; Metazoa; Chordata; Mammalia; Rodentia; Muridae. The record is from RefSeq and is a predicted model, not a curated record.
GUGGGGGAGAAGAAGAGGAAGAAGACAAAAAAACGGAAGAACAAGAACCACCAUAGGAAGGCGUGUCCUUGCAGAGGGGAGCCAAAGAAAGGACUACGAUUCCCAUAAGGCUCUGCGCCCAGCGUGCUGGUUCUCCCGACUUGCCCCGCGCACCUCACCCGCCAGCUUUUGCUUUAGCCUGAGCGUCUGAGAUGGAGAACCCAGAGGAAGCUGCGGACGGGAAACACCGCGUGCAUCUGCGCCCGGGCUCGCUGCGCGACGCCGCGCCGGCUGCUCUGCACCUCCUGCCCUGCGAGGUUCUGGUGAGCCGGCCCGCCCCGGUGGAACGCUUCUUCACGCCCGCCGUGCGUCGCGGUGCGGACGGGCUGCGGGUGUCAUUUCGCGGUCGUGGCCUGCGGGGUGAGGAGGUAGCUGUGCCGCCGGGCUUUGCGGGAUUCGUGAUGGUGACAGAGGCGGUGGGACAGGGGCCGAUAGGGAAGCCGAACUUCCCUGGGGACGCGGAGGACACAGCGGACGAGACACCGGAGCCGCUGGAGCGGGACUUCGACCGCUUCAUCGGAGCCACCGGGAGCUUCAGCCACUUCACCCUGUGGGGUCUGGAAACGGUCCCUGGCCCAGACGCCAAAGUGCACAGGGCCCUAGGUUGGCCCAGCCUCGCUGCAGCGAUUCACGCACAGGUGCCUGAGGACUGAGGGACAGAGCAUGAAAAGGAAAACCACAGCUCCCUUCACACCAGUAAGCCAGCAACAUGUUCACUUUGGAGCUACUGUUUCUAUCCCAAUAAAUGAACUUCACACCACCUGGGAGUCUGCAGGCACCUUAGUGCCCCGAAGCUGGCAUUGCAUGGCACGCACAGCAAGAACUUCUGAUAGCUGUGUCUAUAUAAACAGUUUAUUGCUGGGGGCAAGAGGGGCCAGAACUUUGCAACCAGCGCCCACCCCACCUUCCAGCUCCUCCUUUACAAAAGAAAUUUUUACAAUCACCAGUCCUCUGUACAGAAUGCUCCCCACCCGUCUUAAGUGUACACAGCUGCCUGGAUCCCUCUGGUCCCUGUGUUCAGAGCAGACCUGGGCCAAUAAGCCAGCUAUCCUUGGAGAUGGCCUAGCCCUGAGCUUGUCUUGGUACUGGCCACUGCUUGGGGCCUCCUAGGCCUCUCCUCCUUUGGGAGAACGGUCCUCAGCCCUGUCUCCCUUUGCAUGCCUCUUCGAAGCCCGAAUGGGGUAAGACAGCAUGUCAGCGCCAGCUCUCUUGGUGCUGCAAUGGGUAGUGUCUGGUCACCACUUUCCUCUCUUGCUCCAGUCUUUGGGAGUGAAGUGCAGACACUUGGAGUCAAUUCGAAGGAGCCGCUUGAGCAUAGCCCGCUCAUGCCCAUCCACGAUGUCUUCUGAAAGUGUGAGGAUAUACUGGCCCUGGGCAAGACAGAAACCCAGCUUGUGGUCAGCUCAGAGGGCCUGCAACCCGUAGCCCUCACCUAUCCCCUCAGCAUGCCUCCUAACCUUGUAGUAAUUGAUGAGAUUGAGAUACUGCAGUGUAGAGAUGACAUCUUCUUUCUUGAUGCUGGUGAUUUCACUGAUCUCACUGUGGGACGGCAACAGUUAGUCCCCUGAGGCUAUUCAUCUGCCCCCAGGACCAUACAAGCCAUACCAUGCACCCCAAGGUGGGCAUGUGGGCUCACUUGAUGGUGAUCUGUGGCCUCUCCCCGCUCUCCGACUUCAGCCCCAUCAGGAUCUCCAAGAUGGUUUGAGACCAGUAACUCCGGUAGGAUAGGAGGCCAAGAUCUGACAAGGGUUUCUCGGGAGUCCCUGUCUUCCCUUCUACUUUAGAGAGUUCAUAACCUAAAGCAGUGGAGUACAAGAGGCUGAGUGAGCAUCACAAGUGUGCACAGCAGACCGCAGCGCUAGGCCGUCUGGCUGCCUCACCCACGCUUGGUAACGGACUAGUGGCUUCCCUGCCUGCUGAGUAUGGGAGCACACUAUGACUGGGUCCUUGCCAGCCAGUGGAAGCUGCUGAGAUGGGAGGCUAGAUUUUCACUGCCCUCCCAGCCUGUGCCUGGGUGUAUGAGGAGGCUGGUAGGGAGUCCGUUGUAGUCUGAGAACACUGGAACCUUUUCGGUGUCAUCAAGAUCCCUAGCUGUGAUCCUGGGAGUGUCAGCUACUCUUAAUACCAGGAUGUGCUGGGUGGUUAAUGAUGAGCCAGGAAAGCAUAGAGGUGCCUCCUCAGAGCCAAGUAACUAACCUUUAGUUACUCGUCCCUCUUACUUGUGCUGACUACCAGACAACUAACAUUCACGGUGAGACACUUAGGCUGUGCAGAGCUGAUAGCUCUUUAUUUUGUUAGGGCCCUGGGGAAGUGUGUCCUUGUUAGUUUGGAAAACCUUUCCUUACCCUCAGCUAUCCUGACCUCAUAACGGUCCCUGACACUUUCCACUCCUGGUUACAUCUCAGAUGCUGGCUAGUCUCACCCUCUCUGCUCAAGCACCCUUGACAAGAGGGACCACAAAGGCUGGUGUCUGGGAAGAGGAAACAAAGGGAAGCCCGUGAAUCCCUGACUGUAUUCAAUGACUGCCUCCAUACCCAUUUAUCUAAUGGUGCUUCUGUGUCCUACUGGACACAAGAAGGUACAUCUUAGUGGUCUAUCCUUUGCGUGUCCUUUCAGCUAUUACCAGGAUGUUUCCAGAGAAUGUGAUUCUCAACUUGGAACCAUUUAAUCAAUAAAAUAUUCCAAACAGA